GCAGUUUAAUGUUUACACUUGUCAAACAUGGCGUCUUCACCUCGGAUAGACGAACAGAACGUGAAUUGCGACGGUUCCGGUGCCCCGAGAGCUCGCCAGUGGGUAAAACUAAAUGUAGGAGGAACACAUUUCCUCACCACAAGAACCACAUUAUGUCGGGAUCCUAAUUCCUUCCUCUGUCGACUCGUUCAAGAGGAUCCCGAACUCCACACAGACAAGGAUGAAACUGGUGCCUACUUAAUAGACAGAGAUCCCACGUACUUUGGGCCGGUGCUGAAUUACUUACGACAUGGGAAGUUAGUUAUGAAUAAAGAUUUAGCUGAGGAAGGAGUACUUGAAGAAGCAGAAUUUUACAACAUCACAGAUUUGAUUAGGUUAGUGAAGGAGCAUAUAAAUCAGAGAGAUAACAGGCCACCUAAGGCAGGCAAGAAGCACAUGUAUCGAGUCCUUCAGUGCCAUGAAAAUGAGUUGACUCAACUUGUUUCAACAAUGUCAGAUGGAUGGAAGUUUGAACAACUGAUAAAUAUUGGGUCUCAGUACAGCUAUGGUAGUGAAGAUCAUACUGAGUUCCUGUGCGUUGUGUCCCGAGAGUAUUCCUCUUCACCAGGACCCACACGUGUUCUACAGACCGGCCCGACCAUCUGGAUCUGCACAACUCCAAGGACUGUAGGAAACUCAACUUCAUGUACAAUUUGCCAGGGUCACCAUAGAAUCCCCUGCUUCCUACUACAUCACUUCUCUUCAUGGUCACUACAGAGUAUCCUGCUGUCGCAAAUUUCCUCACUUCUGAAGGUUGCCUUAUGGUAACCCCUUACUUAGUACACUGUCUGUAUGUUGAGGAAGUCCAUAAGCUCCUUGCUGUAGACCACCUCAUUACCUACAUCUGAUUCCUACUAACUUUUUCAUAUUCUACCUGUUUGGAUUUUGCUGCCUGUGAUGUCAGGAAUGUGGCUUGCUGGAAAUAUAUCAUUGCUGAGGCUUUUAUCAGUGUUAAAAAGAGCAAACAUAAUCUCAUGCACUCUUUUUUCUAGAGAGAGAGAGAGAGAGAGAGUUAAUUAGAAUGAAUGAACUGGUGAUCAUGAAAAUGAGAAAAAAAAAUAUAUAAUGCCUAUUAUUGAGAUUACAUUUGCCUUGUUGACACUGCUUGCCACCUUGCCUGGCAACAUCUCUCACUCUGUGGAGUCAGUACGCACAAACCGUCGCUUUAGGAUUGACAUCUGCCAAGUCCAGUGUUGUGUCCAAGACAGAGUGGCUGUUGAGUCUGUUGUUGUCUAGUUCCGUCUUUGCCUUGGUACCACAAUGGG
Messenger RNA from Penaeus vannamei (Pacific white shrimp), 1304 nucleotides. The record is from RefSeq and is a predicted model, not a curated record. Lineage: Eukaryota; Metazoa; Arthropoda; Malacostraca; Decapoda; Penaeidae.